AAUGUCAAGGCUGAGCCGAAUCGAUUUCGGAAUAGUUCGCGAUGACUCAAGCCGGUGACCAUGGCACCCAACCGCAUCUUCAACCCCACGAGCAACCAGGCCUAGAAGUUGUACCAGACGGACAACGCAAUUACACACGCGCGGAAGACUGGUCCGGACUCCAAGUCGACAGCCACCCUUACUAUGUCGACAGUGGCAAGGAAGUAAUUUCUGAUCACAAUGACAGCGGGGAAAUACCCGUAACUUCGGAGCAAGACGAAGUCAAAGAGCUUGAGUCUAAACAACCAAGGCGAAGAGGACGGCUAUGGCUCAUGAUUGGAGGAAUUGUACUCCUCCUGGUGACUGCAGCAGCCAUCAUCGGCGGAAUGAUGAGAACCAAAGCGGCGAAUGCAUCAAAAGUCGACGAUUCGUUGCCCACGAGCGAGGCUAGCCCUACCAGCACACCGACUCCCACAACUAUCGCCAACACGACAACAAAAUUACAAUCAAUACGUCAGGGAUCGCCACUUGCCGUCACUGGAUGGGGCCAGUCUGGAGGUGUGGAGGUGUUUCUCUUUUACCAAGAUCACGAUUAUCAAACGCCCGAUAAGUUCAACUCUUUUGCAGAUGCGAGUACUCGCUUAGGGGCGAGUGUAAUUCAGUAUGAUAGUUCGUACCAGCCGCAAACCGAAGUCUUCUACACAAAUGAUGAAGGCCGUGUCCUCGGCGUGAGCAUAAACGAGGCACUGAGCCCAAAUUACGAAGAAGACAGUAUUAAGAGCAUGGUUUUGAGCUCCCGUGUCAACGCCGAGUGGGACAAGAAGAGACUCAACGCUACUGCGGAUAGUGACAGCCGGCUAGCAUUGGUUCCGUUGUCGGCCAAUUUCAGCAAGAUUGCCGUUCAAGGAGGUUAUGGAAUCUUUUACCAGGCUGGUGGCGGCUUGGUUGCGUCGAUACCGGAUCUUGGAUCAGAUGAGCUCGCUGCAGAUUAUGCAGACAGUUGGCCUACAGGCUUCCCGACUGUCACGAAUAUGCCAGGGGGCGCGCCCUUUGCUGCAUUCUCAGUUCCCAGGUCCUCAGAUACUCUGCAGAGAGUCUUCACUUACGUCCUUUACCUCGACAACGAUGCAAACAUCAACGUCAUUUAUAAUGAUGCUACCUCCUGGAUUACUGUCCAACCAGCCGGCCUGAAGGGCGUCGACAAGGACACAGAAAUUACCUGUCUCAUCAUGGCCACUACGUACCGCGACUCUUUCCAGCAGGCAGUGGUACUUGGAGAAGAAGCUUUCAACCCAAGGCUACAAGUCGACUUCCGCUGA
Colletotrichum phormii is the source of this 1298-nucleotide messenger RNA. RefSeq lists its product as uncharacterized. The coding region runs from base 42 to 1298 and encodes 418 amino acids. The transcript has 7 exons. The record is from RefSeq and is a predicted model, not a curated record. Lineage: Eukaryota; Fungi; Ascomycota; Sordariomycetes; Glomerellales; Glomerellaceae.